AAUCUUCGAAACGUUCCUUCAAAGGCGCUCGUAUCAACAUAUAAGCUGGACUGGAUGGUGCCGUACUGCCUUUUUCUACUGAUGAUAUCGCAUUGGACGCACUGGUUCGCUCGGCAGCAGGUGGAGCCCUUGGAUGUCAAGUAUACGCCCUUCAAUUCUCUUAUUGUGUUGGUCGUCUUGGAUGGGUUGCUGAUGUUGUCCUACCGGUGCAUGCUGGACGACGGCAGCCUAAAGGAUCGCUUGACAAUCGAACAAGCCUUACUUAUGGUCCAUGCCGUGCAUACCACUCGAAUUUGGAGUGCUUCUAAGGCUCUAAAGGUGGAGUGCCUUUACUGCGAUCAGCUGAUUCCAGAAACCAUGAUUUUCUUUGAGGGAUUCCAGCUCGUCGGCACCAUCUUUAUUUUAUUCUACUACUGGCCGGCUGUGGGUCUGGGCAAUGUGCUCUAUCGACUACAGUGUUUUUAUACUGUAUUAGACCUAAUUGGUAGUCGUAAAGACGCCCGCUCUGCCAUUGAAAGAAAAUGCAAAAAGUUGCACUAUAGCGAGAUAAUGGACCUUUUUUGCAUCAUCUGCCGGGAGUCCAUGGAACCCAAGGAGCGGUGUGGCUGGGUCCGUCUGCCGUGCGGUCACUCCUACCACAGGUGCUGUGCCAUGGCCCGGUUUAACGGCCAGUUCCUCUGUCCACUCUGUGGCGUCAAAAUACACGCGUAGCCGGAACCAGCUGGAGUGCCGCUUCAUCAUAAUGAAAUAUACCAAUGAAUAAACCACAUAGCCGCCCACCAACAGCUGCCAUCUCUUGGGAUUAUCAUUGAACUCUACAAUAAGCAAAAUGCUUCAUAAGUUCGAAAAGGAUUCUAUCGCAUUGUGGACCUUAUCUCUGCCUGUUGUGUUAUUUUGUUUGUAUUAAGGCAGUAAACAUCCAGAUAAUUCUCCAGAUAAUCCACAUAAAACACUCCAAAUUGAGUUGGAGCUUUCAAAUUUGAAAAUUUAACCGCACAUUGGCAGUCAAUAUCGAUAUCGCAAAAAUGAUCGAUAGUUACGUUCCACACUGUAGAACCCAUUGCUUGGCGGCAUUUCAAAUCAGCAGCAACCAGUGGAAUGCCUUUACAAUAUUUACUUUCAAAUUACUUUUGAGUUGCAGCUAUUUUUGACUUUUGGUA
Messenger RNA from Drosophila persimilis, 1160 nucleotides. Its product is annotated as E3 ubiquitin-protein ligase hrd-1. Lineage: Eukaryota; Metazoa; Arthropoda; Insecta; Diptera; Drosophilidae. The record is from RefSeq and is a predicted model, not a curated record. The transcript is spliced from 3 exons. Bases 55 to 711 code for a protein of 218 amino acids.